CCAACGUAAGGGCAAAAGGAUGAUUAGUCUGACGUGAAUAGAUACCGAGAUUAUCGCAUGGCAACAGGAUUUUAUGUGCUAUAAAUAUGCCAAUUCACUGCUAUCUUUCCAUACAAAAUAUCUGUUCUUCUGUCUCUAAAAGAAAAUGGCUACUUCAGUUCAAAUGAAGCAUGUCUUUGCUGUUUGCGCUGUGAUGUUGUUGACAUGUGCUUAUCAAGCCAUGUCCCGAACAUUGUAUGAAUCUUCUUCUGCAGAAGCAUUCCAGGAUUGGACGUCCCAACACCGACGCGAAUAUGUUGAUGAUGCAGAGAAGGAAAGACGGUUCAAAAUAUUUGCAGAGAACUUGGAAUACAUAGAGAAGUUCAACAACGGUGGGAAGAAGAGUUACAAGUUGGGGCUGAAUCCAUUUUCUGACUUAACCGAAGAAGAGUUUAUCGCUUCACACACAGGACUCAAGCUCAAUUCAAGCCAACCACGCUCAUCCUCAGCUACAUACUUGAGUGUCGAUGAUAAUGUUCCAGAAAGCUUGAACUGGAGAGACAAAGGAGCCGUCACCCCUGUUAAGGACCAAGGUCGAUGUGGAAGCUGUUGGGCGUUUUCAGCCGUGGCCGCUGUAGAAGGCAUUUUCCAAAUCCAAAAACAGAAGUUGGUGCCGCUCUCAGAGCAACAAUUAGUGGACUGUGAUAACGAUAGCAACGGGUGUGAUGGAGGUUUACCGGAUCAUGCAUUCAACUAUAUCAUAGAAAACGGGGGUAUCGCUGGCGAAACUGACUACCCAUACCGAGGAUCUGAUGGAACAUGCCAGACGACACAACUCGUAGCUCAAAUAACUGGAUAUAAAGACGUGCCUCGUAAUAAUGAAGAGCAACUACUACAAGCCGUGGCCAAACAACCAGUGUCAGUUGGCGUUGCUGUUAAUCAAAACUUUAAGGCAUACGAGAGCGAUGUAUUUGAAGGACCAUGUGGCUAUAAUCUCAACCACGCAGUUACUGUAAUUGGUUAUAACACCACCGAAGACGGCAAGAAGUACUGGUUGAUCAAGAAUUCAUGGGGUGAGAGAUGGGGAGAGAAAGGUUACAUGAAGUUGCUGAGGGAAAGUGGUGAACCUGGAGGUGUUUGUGGCAUCGCUAUGCAAGCUUCAUAUCCAGUUAUGCAGUAAUUUCAAAACAAAUUUCCUGAAUCCGUUUGUGUCUGCGUGCAUGCAUGCUGUUCUGUUGUUACGGGAGCAACUAGUAUUGUAGUAAGUUUAAGCAUCGUUUUUUCUUUGUCUCCAUCUACUGUAGUACUCGUCGUUUACCAUAUUUUCAAAAACUAGCUUUCUCCAUGUCUUUUACUUUGUAAAAGUACGAAGUUCUUCGCUUCGUCUAUGAAUCAAUGAAUUAUACACAAUUAUUAAUGAUUAUGUGGGAAAAUGUUAUUACA
Molecule: messenger RNA, 1422 nt
Organism: Vigna unguiculata (cowpea)
Lineage: Eukaryota; Viridiplantae; Streptophyta; Magnoliopsida; Fabales; Fabaceae
Product: senescence-specific cysteine protease SAG12-like
Biological process (GO): proteolysis
Molecular function (GO): cysteine-type peptidase activity
Source: RefSeq, a predicted model, not a curated record